Molecule: messenger RNA, 1071 nt
Organism: Salvia hispanica
Lineage: Eukaryota; Viridiplantae; Streptophyta; Magnoliopsida; Lamiales; Lamiaceae
Product: F-actin-capping protein subunit beta-like
Biological process (GO): barbed-end actin filament capping; cell morphogenesis; actin cytoskeleton organization
Cellular component (GO): F-actin capping protein complex; cytoplasm
Molecular function (GO): actin filament binding
Source: RefSeq, a predicted model, not a curated record
GGAAAUAAUUUGAUCCGAAAAGGAAAGAACGAGAGCUCGAACGCAGAAAUGGAGGCGGCAAUGGGAUUGAUGCGAAGAAUUCCGCCCAAGCACUCGGAAGCGGCGCUGUCUGCAUUGUUAAGCCUUUUGCCGCACCACUCUGGCGAUCUGCUCUCGCAAGUUGACCAGCCUCUUCAGGUUUUAUGUGAUGUUGAUAGUGGGAAGGAGUUCAUAUUAUGCGAGUAUAACAGAGAUGCAGAUUCUUACAGAUCACCUUGGUCAAACAAAUACCAUCCCCCACUAGACGACGGACUUUAUCCAUCUCAAGAGCUGAGGAAACUUGAAAUGGAAGCAAAUGACGUCUUCACGGUUUAUUGUGACCAGUACUAUGAAGGUGGCACUUCAUCAGUAUAUAUCUGGGAGAAUGAAGAUGAAGGUUUUAUUGGUUGCUUCUUAAUCAAAAAGGAUGGUUCGAGAACUGCAGAUGGUAGAAGAGGUUAUUUAGAAGAAGGGUCUUGGGAAGCAAUUCAUGUCAUUGAGGUGGUUCCUCUAGAUGAAGCAACUGCUCGUUACUGCUUGACUAGCUCUGUGAUGCUCUCGUUGACCACAAAUGACGAGUCCUCAGGCGCCUUCAACUUGUCAGGAUCGAUUAGAAGACAGAUGAAUAUGGAUCUUCCGGUUGAUGAGGGUCAUCUAUGCAAUAUGGGAAGGAUGGUCGAAGAAAUGGAGAGCAAGCUGAGGUACUCGUUGGAUCAGGUCUAUUUUGGGAAGACGAAGGAGAUGAUCUGCACAUUGCGUCCACCAUCUGAACUAGUUCAAACGAGCCUUCCUGAACAAAUCAACAAGCGACAUUCUUGAAAUAUAUGUACUCGCUUUUGUUAUUCUUGUUUCCUGGCACCAGCAGCGGUAUUGCGUGUGAUGUUUUGUCUAUCUUGUUACUCAUACUUGAAUUCAUUUGUUUUGAAAAUGUUAGUGAGUGUUGUGUAAGAUAGACUCUCCCUUUCCAAACUGUAGCAUUGUUCCUUUGUAAAAUGAGCUCUUGUCUUGUCUGACUGAUUUUGUUAUGAAUGCAUUGGACUAAUAUUGUUGUAA